Messenger RNA from Thamnophis elegans (Western terrestrial garter snake), 1208 nucleotides. RefSeq names its product mediator complex subunit 7 (gene MED7). NCBI's taxonomy places the organism in Eukaryota, Metazoa, Chordata, Lepidosauria, Squamata, Natricidae. The transcript is spliced from 2 exons. Bases 141 to 833 code for a protein of 230 amino acids. Gene Ontology annotation, molecular function: transcription coregulator activity. Gene Ontology annotation, cellular component: mediator complex. The record is from RefSeq and is a predicted model, not a curated record. Gene Ontology annotation, biological process: regulation of transcription by RNA polymerase II.
GCCGGAAGCGACUGUUUAUUGCUGAGGAGAAGCGGAGUGGAUACUAGUAACUGAUACUGUGGCACGGAGCUGCUGGAAGCCCGCGACUGAUCUCUUUUGUUGUGUCUGUGAGGGCAAUAUCAACAAUUUGUUCUGCUGCAAUGGGUGAACCUCAGCAAGUGAGUGCCCUCCCUCCACCUCCAAUGCAAUAUAUUAAAGAAUAUACUGAUGAAAAUAUUCGGAAAGGUAUAGCUCCUAAGCCUCCACCACCUAUUAAAGAUAGCUAUAUGAUGUUUGGAAAUCAGUUCCAGUGUGAUGAUCUAAUUAUCCGACCCUUAGAAAGCCAGGGUAUUGAAAGAUUGCAUCCCAUGCAAUUUGAUCAUAAAAAGGAAUUAAGGAAACUCAACAUGUCUAUCCUGAUCAACUUCUUAGAUCUCUUGGAUAUAUUAAUAAGAAGCCCAGGCAGCAUAAAAAGAGAAGAGAAACUGGAAGAUUUAAAACUGCUAUUUGUUCAUGUGCAUCACCUUAUAAAUGAAUAUCGACCUCACCAAGCAAGAGAGACUUUAAGAGUCAUGAUGGAAGUGCAGAAACGUCAGCGUUUAGAAACUGCAGAGAGAUUUCAGAAACAUCUAGAACGAGUUGUAGAAAUGAUUCAGAAUUGCUUGGCUUCUCUGCCAGAAGAUUUACCUCAUUCAGAUGGAGGAAUGAGAAUAAAAGCUGAACCAAUGGACACUGAAGACAGCAUAAACUGUAUUGGAUCGAAUGAACAGCAAAGAACAAUCUCUAGCGUAAAAAAAGAUCAGGUUUUGGAUAAAGAUGCUAACAUGUGUAGCAUUAUUGAUGAAAUGACAUGAAAAAGCUUUGGAUUUGGGAUUUUCAGGGAACAUGCAACUGAUGCCAAGGAAUUAGAAUAUGAUGUUUCUUUUCCUUUUGCUAUGACUAUUUAAACAGUAAUGGAACACAGUGUAUAAAUCAGUAAAUAUUGAUAAUUUAUUUGUUUAGCUUUUGCAUGUAUAUACUUGACUUUAAAGUACAUCAGUCUUACUGAUAACUUUACCCAUUAUACUAAUUAUACAUAUCAGUAUCCAAAUUUUGCUGAUGGUCAUUAUUGAAAUAUGGAGGUACUUUAAGGAAUUUAAAUACAUGUGAUGAUUCCUUGUUUAGGUUAAAUUAAAUUAAUCAUGUAUACAAAGUGAAAGUUAAAACAAUAAAUAUUUUUGUUCUUGUUA